This is a messenger RNA of Nestor notabilis (Kea), 1658 nucleotides long. It is a transcript of the gene ARFGAP3, whose product is annotated as ADP-ribosylation factor GTPase activating protein 3. Gene Ontology annotation, molecular function: GTPase activator activity. Gene Ontology annotation, biological process: COPI coating of Golgi vesicle. Bases 160 to 1476 code for a protein of 438 amino acids. The transcript has 15 exons. The record is from RefSeq and is a predicted model, not a curated record. Lineage: Eukaryota; Metazoa; Chordata; Aves; Psittaciformes; Psittacidae.
UUUGACUGCGGAGCGAAGAACCCUAGCUGGGCAAGCAUAACAUAUGGAGUUUUUCUCUGUAUUGAUUGUUCAGGGACCCAUCGAUCACUUGGUGUUCAUUUGAGUUUCAUUCGAUCUACAGAACUGGAUUCCAAUUGGUCUUGGUUUCAGCUGAGAUGCAUGCAAGUUGGAGGAAAUGCAAAUGCUUCUGCUUUUUUCCAUCAACACGGAUGCACAACAAAUGAUACCAAUGCAAAGUACAACAGUCGUGUUGCUCAGCUUUACAAGGAGAAGAUUAAAUCUCUUGCAACACAGGCAACAAGAAAGCAUGGUACUGAUCUGUGGACAGAUGGAUGUGGAAUGCCACCUGUGUCACCUCAAAACAAAGAGGAAGACUUUUUUGCAUCCCAUGUUUCUCCCAAGGCAAAGAAUACAGAGCAGGUGUUAUCAGAGCCAGCUUCUCUACAGCAGAAAACUCCAGAAAAUACUCCAGACUGCUAUGAAGGACCAGAACAUGGACCAAGUGUUGAUUGCCUCAGUACAUCACCAAAAGCUGCAUUAGAGAACACCACCUUCAUAAAAAAGAAGCCAAAUCAAGCUAAGAAGGGGCUCGGUGCCAAAAAAGGUGGUUUGGGGGCACAAAAAGUGAGCAGCCAAAGCUUUAAUGAGAUUGAAAAACAAGCACAAGCUGUAGAUAAAAUGAAGGAGCAAGAGGAUCUUCAUAGCAGUAAGAAAACUGAUAAGGAAGAGCCACUCGUAUCAUCUUUACGGUUGGCCUACAGAGAUCUUGAUGUUAAAACAAAAGAAGAAAAUUUAAUUCUAUCUGGUAAGAAGAAAACUGAAUUGGAGAGGCUUGGCAUAGGAUUUGGCAGCAACAGAAGUGGCAUUUCUCACUCAGUCACCUCAGAUAUGCAAACAAUAGAGCAGGAAACACCUGUAAUUGCAAAGCCAAAGAAAAAAUACACCGAUGAUGUAGAAGACUCAUAUUUCUCUGCUAGUUCAAGGUACUACGAUUCUUCAGAUUUAAGGAGCAGCACUUUCUCUAAAUGGGAUGACGAUUCAGACUCCUUUUGGAAGAAAGAAAACAGUAGUAGAGAUGUUGAUGUAAUGUUAACUUCAAAAAGUACAGGAUUUUCAGACAGGCCGGCAUCUCGUCGUAAGCCCGAAUAUGAACCACCUUUAAACACAGAUGAGGCACAAAAAAAAUUUGGCAAUGUAAAAGCAAUUUCAUCAGACAUGUAUUUUGGAAGGCAAGAUCAAGCUGAUUAUGAAGCAAGGGCUCGACUAGAAAGACUUUCUGGAAGCUCAUCUAUAAGUUCAGCUGACUUGUUUGACGAUCAGAAAAAACAACCAACAGGAAACUACAAUAUUACAAAUGUCUUGCCUUCAGCUCCUGAUAUAGCUCAGUUUAAACAAGGUGUGAAAUCAGUGGCUGGAAAACUUUCUGUACUUGCUAAUGGGGUCAUGACAUCAAUACAGGAUCGAUAUGGUUCGUAACAUCUUUUGUAUCGACAUAAUUAGGUACACUAAAGAAGGAUUUCUCUUCAGAUAUACAAAUAAUCACACUGCUGAUUGGAGUGAAGGUUGCCUUAAGACUGUUGAUGUUUUUACUUGUUCCAGCAUAUUUUUUUCCUUAUGCAGCUUUCUGGCUCAGCCUCUUCCUACUCCUGUUUCCUCUU